Pteronotus mesoamericanus is the source of this 1485-nucleotide messenger RNA. RefSeq names its product patr class I histocompatibility antigen, A-126 alpha chain-like. Gene Ontology annotation, molecular function: peptide antigen binding; signaling receptor binding. Lineage: Eukaryota; Metazoa; Chordata; Mammalia; Chiroptera; Mormoopidae. The transcript is spliced from 8 exons. The record is from RefSeq and is a predicted model, not a curated record. Gene Ontology annotation, biological process: antigen processing and presentation of endogenous peptide antigen via MHC class I via ER pathway, TAP-independent; antigen processing and presentation of endogenous peptide antigen via MHC class Ib; positive regulation of T cell mediated cytotoxicity. The coding region runs from base 17 to 1117 and encodes 366 amino acids. Gene Ontology annotation, cellular component: external side of plasma membrane.
GCCCCGAAGCCCGAGGAUGCGCGUCCUGAGGUCGCCCAGCCUCCUGCUGCUGCUCUCGGGGGCCCUGGCGCUGAGCGGGGCCCGGGCGGGUCCCCACUCCCUGCGGUAUUUCGACACCAUCGUGUCCCGGCCCGGCCGCGGGGAGCCCCGCUUCCUCGCCGUCGGCUACGUGGACGACACGCCGUUCGUGCGGUUCGACAGCGACGCCGCGGACCCGAGGAUGGAGCCGCGGGCGCCGUGGAUGGAGGGGCCGUGGGUGGAGCAGGAGGACCCGCAGUACUGGGACCGCGAGACGCGGAACAUGAAGGAAACCGCACAGAUUUUCCGAGUGAGCCUGAACAACCUGCGCGGCUACUACAACCAGAGCGACCCCGGGUCUCACACCUUCCAGUGGAUGUACGGCUGCGACCGGGGCCCGGACGGGCGCCUCCUCCGCGGUUACGAGCAGCACGCCUACGACGGCGCCGACUACAUCAGCCUCAACGGGGACCUGCGCUCCUGGACCGCGGCCGACGCGGCGGCUCAGAUCACCCAGCGGAAGUGGGAGGCGGCGGGGGUGGCGGAGCGACACAGGGCCUACCUGGAGGGGCGGUGCGUGGAGUGGCUCGGCCGGUACCUGGAGAAGGGGAAGGAGACCCUGCUGCGCGCAGACCCUCCAGAGACACGCGUGACCCGCCACCGCGUCUCUGAGCGCGAGGCCGCCCUGCGGUGCUGGGCGCGGGGCUUCUACCCCGCGGACAUCAGCCUGACGUGGCAGCGCGACGGGGAGGACCAGACGCAGGACAUGGAGUUUGUGGAGACGCGGCCGGCGGGGGACGGGACCUUCCAGAAGUGGGCGGCCGUGGCGGUGCCGCCCGGGGAGGAGCAGAGAUACACGUGCCGCGUGCAGCACGAGGGGCUGCCCGAGCCGCUGACCCUGAGAUGGGAGCCGCCCUCGCAGACCACCUUCAUCAUCGUGGGAGUCGUCGUUGGCCUGGUCCUGCUUGGAGCUGUGGCGGCUGGAGCCCUGAUGUGGGGGAGGAGGCGCUCAGGUGGAAAGGGAGGCAGCUACGCGCAGGCUGCCAGUGGUGACAGUGCCCAGGGCUCUGAUGUGUCUCUCACGGCUUGUAAAGCGUGAGACGGCUGCCCUGUCAGGGAACAAACGAUGGAAGGGUCUUCACAAACACAUACCUGCCGACCCCUGUUUGUGACGUCAGGAAGAUCCUUUGCUUCUCUUUCUGCAACUGGCGUGUAACUGACUGCGUUUCUAUCAGCACAAGGCGGGGAGGUGGGAGGCUGGCCCACCCCCCACCAACAAGCCCCUCCCCACACUUUCCGGUUGCAGCCGAGGUGGGGCAGGUCCUCCCCCUCCCUGUCUGUACUUCCAAGUGCCCUGAGCUGCAGCUUCUUACUGUGUUAAUGAAAUAAGAUCCUGGAUAUGAAUUUGUAUUUUCAGUUCUUGCUGUGAGUGGUUCAUGUGUUCAUUAAAAUCUUGAAGAUCCUAAA